AUGGCACAUUACGCUUCAAAUUUUGAAGGAAGGCAAUAUCAAGAAAUUGUUGAAAUGAUGUAUGAAGAUUUAGAAGCUUUAGGUAUAGAUAAUUACGAAGAUAGACAUGUUUUACGUAGACAUUUUCAAAAUAUAAGAGCUGCUAUGGUAAAUUAUUCUCCAUUUUUCCAAAAUAGAAAAUGGGAAGAUAUUAUUGAAAUGAAUCAUAAUGAUUUAGAAAUGAUGGGAAUUAGAAAUCGAAAUUUACGAUCAAUGUUGGUAAGAAAUUUUUGGUUGGUAAAGAGAGCUGUGUAA
Molecule: messenger RNA, 294 nt
Organism: Diversispora eburnea
Lineage: Eukaryota; Fungi; Glomeromycota; Glomeromycetes; Diversisporales; Diversisporaceae
Source: the annotation of a GenBank genome assembly